AUGAAAGUUGAAGGACAACCAAAUGCUUAUGCAGAUGCAUUAGACUAUUUAAAUAUGAUAUUUACUGGUGUAUUUACUGUGGAGUUUGUGCUGAAGUUAACAGCUUUUGGUUUCAAGAAUUAUUUUAGUGAUCCAUGGAAUGUAUUCGAUUUCAUCAUUGUUGUUGGUAGUUUCGUUGAUAUUAAUAUGUCACAUCUUGCUGCAAAUUCAAAAUUCAUUAGUAUAAACUUUUUUCGUUUAUUCCGUGUAAUGCGAUUGGUUAAAUUAUUAAAUCGUGGUGAAGGUAUACGAACACUUCUAUGGACAUUUGUUAAAUCAUUUCAGGCAUUACCUUAUGUUGCUCUACUGAUCAUCAUGUUAUUUUUUAUAUACGCUGUAAUUGGAAUGCAAAUGUUUGGUAAAAUUGCAUUAAUCAAUCCAGAUAGUUCAAUAAAUCGUAAUAAUAAUUUUCAAACAUUUCCUCAAUCAUUGUUAGUGUUAUUUCGUUCUGCAACUGGUGAAGCUUGGCAAGAAAUAAUGUUAAGUUGUGUUAAUGAUCACACUGUCAAAUGUGAUCGAUAUUCAGAUACUGAAAUGAAAGCUAUACGAAGUUUUUUAGAUGAACAACAACAUAUUAUUUUAAUGAAUACUACAUCAACACAAUAUAUUCUGAUAAAACAAAAUGGUAAUAAUUCAACAAAAGUUUCGACACCUUUUGUAACAUCUAUUGAUGAUUCAACAGAAUAUAAUCAACCAUCAGUGUCAUUUUAUAAUCAUGAACGAGAUAAUCAUUCUAUUUGGGAUGCAUUGAAUAAUGGAUUAAUGGAUAAUAAUCAGAAUUCCUUAUUUACUUAUUCACAUCCUUCCACAAUACUUGGAUUAAAUAAUCCUACAAUAGAAAAGGACCGGUCUUCUUCUCCUUCUUCUUCGUUUUCAUCGGUUGAAAAUAUACAUCCUCCAGAUGAUAUUGUUUAUUCAUCAGAUUUAAUAAGUAGAUAUAGACAAAGUAGAGAAAUAAAUGAUAAAAAUGAAACAUUUCCUAUCAUUUCAACACAAUUAUCAUUAUCUUCAUCAUUAAAACCAAUUCAUAAUCAACUUAUUCAUUCAUCUAUUGAAGAGUUUGAUGAAAGAACUAUUAGUUGGAAGAAAUUAGAUGAAUUAGGAUAUAAUGGACCACGUGCAACAUGUGGAUCAAAUUUUGCUUAUCCAUAUUUUAUUUCUUUCUAUAUGGUUUGUUCAUUUCUUAUUAUCAAUUUAUUUGUUGCUGUUAUAAUGGAUAAUUUUGAUUAUUUAACACGAGAUUGGUCAAUAUUAGGUCCACAUCAUUUAGAUGAAUUUAUACGUUUAUGGUCAGAAUAUGAUCCUGAGGCAAAAGGAAGAAUUAAACAUCUUGAUGUAGUUACACUCCUUCGUAAAAUAUCACCUCCAUUAGGUUUUGGUAAAUUAUGUCCUCAUCGAACUGCAUGUGUAACUUUAGUACGUAUGAAUAUGCCGUUGAAUAGUGAUGGAACUGUCAUGUUCAAUGCAACACUUUUUGCUUUAGUUCGAACUAAUUUAAAAAUAAAAACUGAAGGUGCAGCAAUUGAUCAAUUAAAUGAAGAACUUCGUGCUGUAAUUAAAAAAAUAUGGAAAAGAACAAGUAAUAAAUUAUUAGAUCAACUUGUACCUCCUGCAGGUGGUAAGUUUUCAAAUGUUGCUAAAACUAUAUCUACUUAG
Molecule: messenger RNA, 1695 nt
Organism: Schistosoma curassoni
Lineage: Eukaryota; Metazoa; Platyhelminthes; Trematoda; Strigeidida; Schistosomatidae
Source: the annotation of a GenBank genome assembly